Didymodactylos carnosus is the source of this 891-nucleotide messenger RNA. The record is from the annotation of a GenBank genome assembly. NCBI's taxonomy places the organism in Eukaryota, Metazoa, Rotifera, Eurotatoria, Philodinida, Philodinidae.
AUGAAAGGAAACGAUCAGUUAUCAUCAAGUGAAAAAUGUAGAGAGAUGGCAAAUGGUGAAGAUAUGAAACAAAGACUAGAGCGUGCAUUAAAAAAUCCAUCUUUUAAAAAAGGUCGAUUCGAUGUAAAUCAUGUUCGUUUUCGACAAAUCGGUACAUCAACCGAACAUAUUUUAAUCGAUAAUGGGCCAAAAUUGUUAUUAUUUCAUAAAACUGGUUCCAAUAAAGUCGAAAUAGAGUGGAAUCGAGAAAGAAAUGGUUUUAUUAAAGAUAUUGUUUGGUGUUGUUAUCUAAAUAAAUUUAUAAUAUUAGGGGUAAAUAUUUUAUUUACAUUCGAUUGUACACAAUUCAAUAUAGAACAAAUUCAAAAUCAAGACUUUUCGUAUUUAAAUUUUAUUGGCGUACAAAAUGAAAAUUUAUUAUUAAAUUUUAGUAAUAAACGUAUUGAACAUUGGCAAAUGAAUAUGGAUUUAAAAUUAAAAUUUAUUCAACGUUGGUCUCAUCUCAAACUUGGUUAUGAUAUGAAUGAAUCGUUAUUGAGAUUAAAUAUAGCUGGUGAUCAAUUAGCAAUUAAUAUUAAAAAUAAUCAAAAACAAUUUGUUAUUGAUGUCUAUGAUGAUAUUUAUAAAAUGAAUCGUUUAUAUCGUGUUAAUGAUGAAAAAUACAAUCUACGAUUGUUGUCAAGUAUUUAUGAUAAUCAGUGGUUAUCUAUUAAUGACGCAACAAAACAAUUAUAUCAUAUUGAAAAUAAUAGAUUAGUAGAAAUUAAAUAUAAUCGAGAAAUAGUCUACUAUAUACACCAAAUUUUGUUCUUAGAUAAGAAAGAUUUUCUAAUGUUUACGUAUGAGUCGACGACUACAGUACAAUUGUUACUAUAUAAAUUAGAUAUAUAA